Messenger RNA from Strongylus vulgaris, 282 nucleotides. The record is from the annotation of a GenBank genome assembly. NCBI's taxonomy places the organism in Eukaryota, Metazoa, Nematoda, Chromadorea, Rhabditida, Strongylidae.
AUGAACGGCAAAAUGCUGAAAGCGAAAUUCAAAUCUUGUGCUGCAUGCGCUCCUCGAGACUACGACGCCGUUGAUGUCACAUUGGAUUGUCCAGGACAAGACCCGCCACAGGUUACAAAGACUAUCAUAAAACAGGCUGAAGUAUUAGCCGCAGGAGCUGCAGCAGGACAUGCUGAAAAAUCCAACAAUGUGGAGGCAUUAAAUCUCACAGCACGCUUAUAUGCCUGUGAUAGAACCGCUAAGAGAACAUCCAGCAUGUUGUUCAGCGCUUCGCUUUCUUGA